Molecule: messenger RNA, 1419 nt
Organism: Funneliformis geosporum
Lineage: Eukaryota; Fungi; Glomeromycota; Glomeromycetes; Glomerales; Glomeraceae
Source: the annotation of a GenBank genome assembly
AUGUUGACAUUAUACGAUGAAUUAAGAAUUGAAAUAUUUAAACAUAUACCAACUCCUAUAAACCUUUUAGUUUCAAAUCGUAAAUGGCAUAAUAUCUCUCAAGACCCUCAUGCCCGAGUCGAAUGGUUAAUUUUUAAGUAUGGUAGAGCGCACGCAAUAUUUCACGCCGUGAGGCUUGGCAACGGCUUCAUAACAGAAAAGGUCAUACAUUUGCUCUUUAAAAAAGCGAUACUUUCUAGAUAUCUUAUGCAACGUUUAUUGAGGCAUUUCGGUAUUGACGAAAAGCUCAUUUCCCCUCAUUACCUGAAAUCCGUACAUCACGUAAUUCAAAUCGACUUGGAAAGAUAUCGUACCUAUCAUAAGAAAUUACCCUUGCCUUGGGGAAGUAAUAUAUCUUUAACGAAUCUCACCAACCUAAUUACUGAAGGAUUUAAAAUCUUAAACAAUCAAAAUAUUUUGGAUCAAGGGAAUGAUAUGGAGUACUUUCGAUAUUUAUUAGGCGAUUCUCGUUUUUAUCAACUUAUUCAACGUGGAUUCAUAUUAUCUCUUGAUGUUAUAGAAGAAAUAUUACAUUUUUUUGAACUUGGACAUAAAUUAAAGGCAUUCGGUGAUCUUUUAAUGGACUCUUUUCAAAACAUUCGUAAUGAAUCGAAAUCUGAUAUCGCAUUUUCAUGUCUUAUCCUUGCAAUGAGACCCGAGAGAAAUUCCAAGAAGAACGAAUUAUUAGUAUUUUUAAUUAAGAGAGUGGAUAAACAACCUGAAGAAACUCUAAAGGCGGCAUUGGAUUAUCAUAAAGCUGAAUUUAAGUUUGAUGCCGAAUCGAUCAGGACAACCAAAGAAAUCCGUUCCUUAGCAGUCAAUUCAAAUAUCUACAGUUGGAUACUUGAAACUUACGGUCCCGAUUCUGAGGUUACGCAGAAAUGCUUUGAUGACAUUGUUGAAUCCCGAAUUUGGAUCGAUUUAAAAUUACAAGAAAAUCCUGACAGAGAAAUUCCGGAGCAUCUUUCACCCCGAUCUUUUUAUUCUAUUUGUUCCAUUUACCAUGAAUUUUGUAAUCACAAAGUUCCGAUUAAAGCAAGUUACUUGCAAUACAUACAAUUGGCAAAAAGUUAUGAAAUCAUUCACCCAUUUUUUAAAAUAAGUUUGCCAAUUAUAUUUGGACUACAAUUGGAAGAAUUCUCUUUAAAAGUUUCAUAUGACUAUAACAAGCCAGAAAUUAUACUAAAUCCCAGAGCUCAAAAUAAUAGACAAUCCAAUGAAAUCAAUAAUAUUCCGCGAAAUCAUGCUGAAAGAAAAUAUUGGUUCAUUUUACUUGAAAAUAUAUAUCAUAACAUAUAUCAACCAAAUUAUGCUGAUAUUACCGAAAAUUUCAAGGAGAACCUGGAAUACUUUUGGAGAAGGAUUCAUGGACAUUACUAA